AUGGCUUCGGAGUGGGAAGGGUGGCUUCCGUCCCAGGAUCUGGUUGUCUCGGAUCCUCAGAAUCCGUCCUCCUCUCAGCUCGCGCUUCGUCUAUUGCGGGGACUUUUCUUCGCGAUGGUGACUUUCGUCAAGAAAGCUUAUUGCCCCGAGCCUGAGACUGCAACGCUCUACGCGUUCCACAUUGGAAUGUCUUUCGUGGGUCUCAUCACCAUGUCAUACGUCAUUGGUGAACUCGCGAGUCUUUUCAUUUCCUAUAUCGGACUGCAAGUGGGGUUCCGCAAGAAUUACAUCGCCGUGGAGCUUUACAUGGCACGCCUUCGUCUCAGUGAUCGUCUGAAGACUCGGACGUACGCGUUUAUGACGUCUCUCUGGUCGUCGCAUGCUGGUGUGAACUACGAAGAACUUCUGGCGGAAAUGCCUAAAGCUAUCCGUACGUCGUGCGUGCUUCAAGUGUCCACAAAGCUCCUUUCGUGGUUCAUCAUGAAGGUCAUCGCCCCUGUUUGCUGGGACGAAAGCCAGAGGAUGGACGAGUUCACGCGCGCUCUUGCUGAACGCUUGCGCUUCGAGUGCUACCCACGCGAUGAGAGUGUUGUCACGGAAGGAAGUAUCGUGCGAGCCAUGUAUUUCGUGAUCAAAGGCCACUUGAGCAUGCACAGCCGCUCUCUCCUGGAUCGACCGGUUUGGCAGCUACUUCGGAGAGCGUCGUUUGCUGGGGUGCACCAUCAGCGCUUAUACUGUACGGACCGUACGGGCCUGUGA
Molecule: messenger RNA, 759 nt
Organism: Phytophthora sojae
Lineage: Eukaryota; Oomycota; Peronosporomycetes; Peronosporales; Peronosporaceae
Exons: 1
Coding region: 1-759 (252 amino acids)
Molecular function (GO): protein-containing complex binding
Source: RefSeq, a predicted model, not a curated record